AUGGUGUCAAUCGAUGACAGCACCGGAAUGGAUGCCAAACAAUCCCCCGUCCUGACCGAGGGCAAACGGGCUGCUAAGAAGGAGCAGUCCAUGACCCUUUGGCAGGCCCUUCGACUAUACCCGAAAGCCGUCGGUUGGUCAGUGUUGCUCUCAUCCACCUUGAUUAUGGAAGGAUACGAUCUCGCGCUACUGAGCUCAAUGUACGCAUCGCCUGCUUUCAACCAAAAGUUCGGAGUGGAGACAGCUCCGGGAAAAUGGGCUGUUCCAGCAUCCUGGCAAUCCGGCCUUUCCAACGGCGCACGCUGCGGUGAAGUCAUCGGACUUCUGAUCAACGGUCUGGUCUCCGAACGUCUGGGAUAUCGGCGGACAAUGAUCUGUUCCCUGGUCGCGAUCACAGCGGUCAUCUUUAUCUUUUUCUUCGCCGUUAAUGUGCAAAUGUUGCUGGCAGCGGAGAUUCUCGCAGGUAUCCCGUGGGGUAUCUUUCAGACUUUACCGGCUGCCUAUGCCUCCGAAGUCUGUCCGGUCGUCCUGCGGCCAUACCUAACAACAUUUAUCAACAUGUGCUGGGUGUUUGGCCAAUUCGUGGCUGUUGGCGUCAACCGCGGCUCGAUCUCCCGCGAUGAUCAAUGGGCCUGGCGCAUUCCAUUUGGUGUGCAGUGGGUGUGGCCUAUUCCAAUCAUGAUCGGUUGUCUGUUUGCACCCGAGUCGCCUUGGUGGCAUGUGCGCCAGGGUAAUGUACAAGGAGCGCGACGAGCGCUACAGCGCUUGACGUCGUCUCAUGACCCCAACUUCGACCCCGAUGAAACGAUUGCCAUGAUUCAACAUACAAAUGAGCUGGAGAAGUCACUUUCUAGUGGAACCACAUACUGGGAUUGCUUCAAGGGAACGAAUCUUCGUCGAACAGAGGUGGUCUGUGUCGUCUGGUUAGUGCAGACUCUGUGCGGUCAGAACCUGAUGGGGUACUUUGCCUACUUUUGCGUCCAGGCUGGUUUACCUACUGUGCAAUCCUUCAAUCUGUCUCUAGGACAAUAUGGCCUGGGCGUCAUAGGUACAAUUGGAUCAUGGUUCUUGAUGACCUAUGCAGGCCGGCGAACCAUCCACGUCUCAGGUCUUGCUUGUCUAUUCCUACUCCUCAUCAUCACGGGCUCUUUGUCCUUUGCUCCGGGAGACAACAACUCAGCAAAGUGGGCCAUCGGAGUGAUGCUCAUUAUUUUCACAUUUUGCUAUGACUUCACUGUCGGCCCGAUCACAUACUCCCUCGUCACUGAGCUAUCAUCAACGCGCCUCAAGGCGAAGACUAUCGUUCUCGCGCGCUCUCUGUACAAUAUUAGCAACAUUGUCGUCAACAUUCUGACCAACUACCAGCUCAACUCCACGGCUUGGAACUGGGGUGCACGGUGCGCAUACUUCUGGGCUGGAACAUGUCUCGCCUCGUUGGUUUGGGCAUUCUUCCGUCUUCCUGAGCCGAAGGGCCGCACGUACGAGGAACUGGAUCUGCUCUUUGAGCGUGGGGUUCCGGCUCGAAAAUUCGCAACAACAAUGGUGGAUCCAUACGAGGGAGACGCUACGGAAGUGCAUGAGGCGCAUGUAGACAAGGAUUAA
Messenger RNA from Penicillium bovifimosum, 1602 nucleotides. RefSeq names its product putative MFS maltose permease. Gene Ontology annotation, cellular component: membrane. Bases 1 to 1602 code for a protein of 533 amino acids. Gene Ontology annotation, molecular function: carbohydrate:proton symporter activity. The record is from RefSeq and is a predicted model, not a curated record. Gene Ontology annotation, biological process: carbohydrate transport; transmembrane transport. NCBI's taxonomy places the organism in Eukaryota, Fungi, Ascomycota, Eurotiomycetes, Eurotiales, Aspergillaceae. The transcript has a single exon.